Dacryopinax primogenitus is the source of this 1222-nucleotide messenger RNA. RefSeq names its product DUF159-domain-containing protein. Gene Ontology annotation, biological process: DNA damage response. Gene Ontology annotation, molecular function: single-stranded DNA binding. Bases 1 to 1206 code for a protein of 401 amino acids. The transcript has 5 exons. NCBI's taxonomy places the organism in Eukaryota, Fungi, Basidiomycota, Dacrymycetes, Dacrymycetales, Dacrymycetaceae. The record is from RefSeq and is a predicted model, not a curated record.
AUGUGUGGGCGCUAUGCCCUCGGCAUCAACCCAGAUGUCCCCCAACAGGUGCGGCAUGACUAUCCUGCUGUGAACCCUCGUCGAUGGGUGGGAGGAGAUCGGCAUAGACCACGCUUCAACGUCGCUCCUCGAUCGAACGCUCCUGUGGUGCGGCAGGAUCCGCAUGACGGACAUGAGUACUUUCUCCAGGAGAUGCAGUGGGGCGUGAUCCCUCAUUGGACGAAGCAUGAACCUGAUGGAUCUUCUCCCCUUAACACGAUUAACGCGCGAAGUGAGGCACUCAUGGAGAGGGGUGGGAUGUGGGCAAGCUUGAAGGGGAAGAAGAGGUGCCUGGUCGUGUGUGAUGGGUACUAUGAGUGGUUGAAGAAGGGAAGCCAGAGAACACCAUACUUCACACGCCAACCAGAUGGAAAAUGUAUGCUACUUGCAGGGUUGUGGGAUAGCGUAACGUACGAAGGAGCAACCGAGCCUCUCUUUACGUAUACGAUCAUCACGACCGACUCAUCGAAGGAACUCUCGUUCUUGCAUGAUCGGAUGCCUGUGGUCCUCUCUACCGAAGAGGACAUCAAGACCUGGCUAGACCCGACGAUCACCGAGUGGUCGAACGAGAGGCUCGGCAAACUGCUGCGACCAUACGAGGGGCAUCUAGAGUGGUAUGUUCCCGCCACAGCUCGCAUAUAUGUGUUCCUGAUGGACGCAUAUAGUUACCCUGUGGCGCAGGAAGUGGGCAACGUGAGAAAAGACUCGCCGACGUUCAUCCAACCUGUGUCGAAGCGGGCCGAUGGCAUACAGGCGAUGUUCCAGAAGCAGGAGAAGAAGCAAGAAGUGCGGAGGUCCCAGACACCGACGACGGGUGGAGCAGAGAGCCCGAAGCCCGAGAGCUCGCAGGCGAGCACGAAGGUCGCGCGGGAUGAGAAGGGCGAGGGAGGCGCAUUCGUAUCGGAGGACAACCAGCCUUCUCAAGCUCUCCCGCCUGCUACUCCCACUAGGAAACGCAAGACGACGGAAGAGAGUGACUCGGACGUCGUGGAGGUGUCCCCUCUUCCUAAGAAGCCGAAAGCCGAGCACAAGAGCGCUGGAAAGCUUAAGCCCACACCUGCUAAGAAGAAACUGCAGGAGACGACGCCUAAGAUUACCAAGUUCUUCGGUGGGAAGAAUGAGCCGAAGGAAAGCCCCAAAAUUACUAGCUUCUUCAAGAAGACCUGAAUCGAAUGAUUCUGGC